AUGUCCUGGCUCCUCAACAUCAGCGUUUACGUCUCCACGAUCGAUUGGGAGUGGUUUGGGGUGCAAACCGCACUAUUUAAGGACCCGAACUACUGGGCGGUGACGAUGUUCGGUGUUAUCGGCGUGCUGAUGCGGGACGUGGCGUGGAAGGGGUACCACAGAUGGUGGAACCCCAAGCUUCAUCACGUUCUGGUGGAGAUGGAGAAGGGUCAUUUGGAGGACAUCGACCUGCCGCGUUCGCUGAGACGCUCCUACUCUUUGCAUCAAGUCGUACAGGAGGACACAAGCACGCGGGUGUCCAAGAUGCGGACUCAGUCCAUCCAGCGCAUGGAGGAUCAUCGGGACGCCGUGAUUCAGGCGCUCGGGGCUUCUGGAUCGGGGGCCGGCAGGAACUACCAGGCCGCCUCGCCAGAUAUGGCCCCCGAUGCUUCUGCCCGGGCGAGGGGGUCUCUGGACGCCGUGGUUAACGAGGGGGGUAGGCCAAGGAGCGCGGGUGGGAGGCUGACGUCCAUCUCGUCCAUGCUCGAAGGCCUGAGCAGGUCUCCGAUGUCGACGCAGCUGUCCACCACCGGGUCCAACCGACGAGGCCGUAGCGCCGGAUCAUCCCCCAUUCUCCCCGGCAUGAUGAAUGCGUUUUCGGAGAGCAGCGCCCUGCCCGGCGGAGGCGGUCGUGGCGAGGGCGUUGUCGUUAGGUACCGCUCCUCCGGCGACCUGAGUCUCAUGGGGCGGGAGGGCGGCGGCGGCGGGGGCGGCGGCAGCGGCCGCGGCGGCACCGCGGGGGCGAAGGCCGGGUUCGCGUUCAGCCACGACGAGGCGGCCUCACACAGGCAGAUCGAGAUGAUCAUGCGGAAUCGGCCGUCGCACACGCGGCGCAGAAGCAUGCAGCCGGCGUCGAAGCUUCCCCCCAUCGACGACAGCUUCCAGGCACACCUCAGGGCGCUGAAGGCCCACAAGGCCGCAAUUGUUGCGGACACCAACGCCGGCGCGCGGGGAGAGCAUGUCGCCGCCUCCGGUAGAGUCUCCGGACACGACAACAGCGCCGGCAGCAGCCGUAGCUUCAGCAUGGCCGACAGCAGCUUCGACGAGGAGGACGGGGAAGUUGGAGGGCUUGCCGUAGUACAGGAGGACGGCGGAGAUGAUGCAACCGCAAUAGCUCCGGCGGCCGCGGCGGCCGCGGCAAGCGCCGAGGACGGCGGGGAUGAUGCCAACGCAAUAGCUCCUGCGGCGGCAGUGGCGGCGGCGACGGCGGCGGCAAGCGUGGGCGACGUUGAUGGUGCUACUGGUGACACCGCAAGGGAAAGCGGCGACGGCGAGGAGCAGCCGGCGGCAGCAAGCGUGGGCGACGUGGAUGGUGCUACUGGAGAUGAUGCGACCGCAGUAGCUCGGGCGGCAGCAGCGGCGGCGGGCGCAAGCGUGGGCGACAUGGACGCUGGAAGUGGUGACACCGCAGGGGCUAGCGGCAAGGAGCAGCAGAGCAAGAGGAUAUCACUUAGAGAUGUCCUGAGCAGCUUGCUAAGCGGCAAUGGCACGGCUGGGGCCGGAGGCCACAUCAGCGGCAGCGACGGCGACGGUGGCAAUCGGAGGGAGUCCACCUCUAGCCCUGCGGCGGUCCUAGAACCACCGGACGAAUCGGAGUAAUUGGUUACGCUUGGAGCAGCUUCUCUCUCUGGAGAAUGACAU
This is a messenger RNA of Ectocarpus siliculosus, 1680 nucleotides long. Lineage: Eukaryota; Phaeophyceae; Ectocarpales; Ectocarpaceae. The record is from the annotation of a GenBank genome assembly.